This is a messenger RNA of Helobdella robusta, 429 nucleotides long. RefSeq lists its product as hypothetical. The transcript has 2 exons. The coding region runs from base 1 to 429 and encodes 142 amino acids. Lineage: Eukaryota; Metazoa; Annelida; Clitellata; Rhynchobdellida; Glossiphoniidae. The record is from RefSeq and is a predicted model, not a curated record.
AUGGGUCAGAAUCUCUACAACUCAAGCACAACACCGGUGGCCUACGAUCGAGCCCUUAAAAAUAACGUAACAAUCAUUACCGUAGCGUUUGGAUAUCCUCACAAAGUUCACUUACCGGAGCUACAAAGCAUUUCAAGUGAUCCCACUUUUGCCUUUAAUAUCCAAGUGAUUACGCCACAUAUCCUACUAGGAAAGUUGAUGAGUAUUAUAUGUAGAGAAAUGUUCGCUGCAAAUCAAGCCAUCGACUAUUACGACUGUGAGGACAACUAUCCGUGCACGUUAGAAAACUGGAGGAAGAAUCCAACAGGAACAUUCGCACACAAACAACACAACAAAUUUGUGAAAUGCAGUGGCUUAACACAAUGCCGAGUCGACGAGUGCCAACAGAGUUCAUCGUGGAACAACGACACUAAAGUAUGCGAAUCGUGA